AUGGUCUCUGUUAGCCCAUGUGCUUACAGAAAUCAGUAUAUAUUUGCUGAUGAAUUAUAUCUGGGAUCAGGCUGCCCCAUGACUCCGAUACAAACAUAUAUGUAUGAUUUUAUAUACCCUGUCUAUGAAUGUGGGAUCAGGAUAAGAGCUGUCUCAGAGGAGGUGCUCCUUUUUCAAACAGAGCUAUACUUUAACCCUAGGAAUAUACGUUAUGGCCCUCAGAAAAUCCCUCUGGAAUGUUCUGCCUCUAGGAAGUCAGUGUGGCUGGUGCCAGUUUCUACAGAAAAUGAAACAAAAUUGGAUCCCAGUCCCUUCAUUGCUGACUUUAAGACAACACCAGAAGAGCUAGGAUUAUUAAAUUCUAGUCAGACUGACUCCAUACUUAACUUGAAAUUGGUGCCAUGA
Messenger RNA from Capra hircus (goat), 405 nucleotides. It is a transcript of the gene OOSP2, whose product is annotated as oocyte secreted protein 2. Lineage: Eukaryota; Metazoa; Chordata; Mammalia; Artiodactyla; Bovidae. The transcript is spliced from 3 exons. The coding region runs from base 1 to 405 and encodes 134 amino acids. The record is from RefSeq and is a predicted model, not a curated record.